Messenger RNA from Fomitopsis serialis, 1810 nucleotides. RefSeq names its product sterol esterase. NCBI's taxonomy places the organism in Eukaryota, Fungi, Basidiomycota, Agaricomycetes, Polyporales, Fomitopsidaceae. Bases 78 to 1718 code for a protein of 546 amino acids. The transcript is spliced from 16 exons. The record is from RefSeq and is a predicted model, not a curated record.
AGGUAGUCUACGUAAGUAUAUGAGGCCCAGCACAAGGUGCGUCAAUCAUCUACUUUAUCCACGAGAUUUGAGCCUCUAUGUUGUGUCGCUUGCUCGUUGGCGUGACUCUCUAUGGUUUCUUAGGCGCACGUUCAGCGCCGACAUCCGCUCCUAUCGUAACUCUUUCGUACGGUCAAUUCCAAGGCGUCGUCAAUGGGACCGCGACAUCGUUCUUAGGCAUUCCGUAUGCACAACCUCCUUUGGGCCCUCUGCGCUUCGCUCCACCACAUACACCUCAAUCAGUCGCCGGAGUUCAGCAAGCAACAAGCUAUGGAGCUGCUUGCCCUCAGCAAGCAUCACAUGUGGCGAACGUACUGCCGUUUCCCAUCAAUGAACGAGCUCCGUCGAAUGUGUCGGAAGACUGUCUUUUUGUGAACGUCGUCAAGCCAACCUCUAUCUCGACUGAUGAGAAACUACCAGUCAUCUUCUGGAUCUACGGAGGCGGCUUCGAAACUGGGGACACUUCCCUGUCUGAUGGUACCCCGCUCGUGGAGCGUUCCCUUGUCCUCAACGAACCAGUCAUCUUCGUUUCGGCGAAUUAUCGAAUGAAUGCAUUUGGAUUCUUAGCAAGUGAAGAGGUGAAAUCUGCUCGCUCAACAAACAUCGGUUUGAGAGAUCAGCGGUUUGCGAUCGAAUGGGUCAAUCAGCACAUUGCCGAGUUCGGAGGCGACCCAACUAAAGUCAUAAUCUGGGGUGAGAGUGCGGGAGCUCUGUCUGUCGGCCUACAUCUCGUCAUGUUUAACGGGAACACGGAUGGGUUAUUCCGCGGUGCAUUCAUGGAAUCAGGUUCGCCUUACGCCCUCCGCGACGUCUCAGCUGGUCAGCAGUAUUAUGACCAGCUUGUUGAGUAUACCGGGUGUUCAGGAGAGUCGGACACGCUCGAUUGCUUGCGUUACGUGUCAUUUGACUCUCUGAUGGACGCUAUCAAAAUGACUCCUAACAUAUACAACUACACGAGUCUCAACCUGGCCUGGCAACCAAGGCUCGACGACGACAUCUUUGUGCGCAAUCCGGAACACUCCAUCGAAAUGGGACUGUGGGCUCAGGUACCGACUGUAUCAGGAGACUGCGAUGAUGAAGGGACGGUCUUCUCGCUGGGGAGCACCAAUAUCACAACUGACAGCGAGUUUGUUGAAUACGUGCAACGCAAUUAUAUCCCAGUUGCUUCUGCGUCGCAGAUCGCGGCGGUUGCUGAAGCCUACCCUGCCGAUCCUGCUCAGGGCUCGCCAUUUGGGACAGGAGAUGCGAAUAACUUGACGUCUCAGUACAAGCGUCUUGCGGCGUUCCAAGGUGAUUGGGAAUUUCAGGCGCCUCGCCGCCUGUUUCAGCGAACCGUAUCGUCUCAACAUGACACCUGGGGCUUCCUGUAUAAGCGAGACAAAUCGACGCCGUACCUUGGAUCAUAUCAUUCCACUGAUCUCGUCGAGUUCUUCGAUGUUAGUGACUACAUUGGAGCCGAUGCGCUGAUCAACUUCGCCUAUUAUCUGAACCCCAAUGCUCCGACAAAUCUCCCGGCCAAUGUGAGCUACCUGUCCGGCAUACAGUGGCCCAAAUGGGAAGCUGGCUCGCCACAGUUAUUGACUUUCAUAGAGCCUGCGCCUUCUCUUUCCCUUACAGAGGACACAUAUCGUGCUACUGGGAUGUCACUCAUAUCAGAACUUUCUCUUAAGUUUCCCUAAUAUCGGUUAAAGCGUAGACUACAGCGAACUUGAACGCAGCACACAACGUACACUUCUGUCCAAUUGUAAUGUACUAACCAGCAUAUCAUGGU